ACAGGAGAAGAUCUGUAAAUAAUUGUCUAUGUCAACUCAAACCAUCUGCAUUACAAAACUUUCAGCCAAUCGUUAUCUAGAAUUUCCGCAUGUUUCCGGCAACCCUCGACGACUUCCGGAAACGCACUAAAAUCAGCUGUGCCGUAACCGGCGAGUGAAUGAGAAGAGAGGGAGAGACCUCUGCAUUUCGAGAGGAAACCAGGCUAUAUAUCACUGUGGAUCACAUAUCUGACGCUCUAGACGCAGUAAACAAGGCUGGAAGAAAAGUCAGAGAGAUUCGGUGUUAAACUGUGGGACUUAUUUGAGUCGAUAUUCGCAGGGAAUACCUCGUGGAACCACCUGUGCGAUACCUCCUCGCGAAGGAUUCCAGCCGGUAACAACAAAUUAGUCGUACUGCAUACGGCAUCACGAUGCGGUUGGAACUAUUACCGUUGUUUUGUUUAUCAUUUCUGAUAGUAAGUCCACUUUCGUUUGUACACUCCAAACGUUGUAAAGACUUAGGUAAAAGUCUAGAAGAGAGAGAAGAGGAGGCGAACGUUGUCAUGACGGGCACGGUGCGAGAACUCUUCCCUCAUUCCGACAACCCUGAAAUGUACAUGGGGGAGGUGGAAAUCAAGCGAGUGAUGAAGGGGCAAAACAUGAUCAAAACAUUCCCCGCCGCCGAUCGAAAGCACGAGAUGGUAAUGGUAGAUGGCAUUGGGGAUCCGGACCUUUGCGAGAGCAUGGUUCACAAAUAUGACACUCGGAUAUUUCUGCUGUCAGAGAACGGGCAUGGAAAGCUGAAGCUGAACUCCAGCGUCAUGCGGAUUACUUUGAAUAACAUCGACCAUGCUGACGCGGUUGUCAAAGAUAUGCCAUUUGUUCCCAAGCCACCACCCCCACAAGAGCCCUGCGAGAAACUCUACUGUGCUUUUGGAGCACAGUGUUUAGUCAAUGCCACAACAAACGAGCCAUAUUGUAAAUGCAUCGAGCAUUGUUCCUCUGUGCAUGCGCCAGUAUGCGGCAGCGAUGGUGUCACGUACUCGAGUGAAUGUCAGAUGCGCCGACUGAGCUGUGUCACGCAGAGGAGGAUUGUACAGAAACUACGAGGUGCUUGUGUUAAUGAAAGUGAAGUUGGUAUCGAGGAUCCGUGUAAAAAUGUGACGUGCCCCUUCAAGGGAGUGUGCGUGCCUGCAGAAGGGGGAAUGGAAUACCAAUGUCAGUGUCCGAGCGUGUGCUACAGUUAUGGCGACAGCUUACAGGAUCGUGAAGUAUGCGGCUCAGAUGGGAGAGACUAUAAAAAUGAAUGUGAGAUGAACGCCAAGGCAUGCAGGAACCAGAGUGACCUCAGGGUGCUAUAUUAUGGAAAAUGCAAUCCCUGUAAAGACCACAAAUGUAAUGCAACAGAAAUGUGUCAGUUGGACUCAAACCGAAAACCUGUGUGUAAAUGCGGUGGACUGUGCUCUUCUGAUUUCGCCCCCGUGUGUGGUACGGAUGGAAAGACAUACAGUAAUGAGUGUUUCCUGAAACUCGAGGCAUGCAAACAGAAGAAGGAGAUUCAUGUAUUUUUCCAAGGAAAAUGUGAUGAUUCGCCACAGCCUCACCCCUGCCGAAAUAUAAACUGUGGACCACUGAAAGUAUGCUAUAUAGAUCGCCUCCAGAUUGCCAGAUGCACAUGUGGCCACUGCGAACCUGUAGGGUCACCUGUGUGCGGGACGGAUGGAAAGACAUACUCAAAUUGGUGUGAGCUUAAUAGGACUGCUUGUGAAACCAAUUCAGGUGUGACUUUGAAGCAUGAAAGGGCAUGUGGUACUGGACCCAUGGUGACCAACCCGUGUGAAUCUGUCACAUGCAAGCACGGAGGCGUAUGCACCGUUCAACAAGGCAGGGGUGUUUGCACAUGUAAGACGUGUCCCGAUGAUGAUAAACCGGUCUGUGGAAGCAAUGGCAUUACAUACCCUAAUCUUUGCAAGCUUGAAAAAGAAAACUGUGAGCUGAAAAGAAGUGUUAAGGUGAACAAGUCACAUGAUGGCCACUGCCCUGGUUGUGGUCCUAACCCGGAGUGUGAGUUUAAUUCUAUCUGUGUGGCCGACAGCAGGGGCAAUGCCAAAUGUUUGUGUCAGGAGGACUGUCAGCAGACUACCAACAAAGUAUGUGGCACAGACGGCAUAACUUACAACAAUGAGUGUGAACUUCAGUUGGAAUCUUGUCGAAAGAGGACACCAAUACAUGUCCGUAGGCAGGGCGCAUGUGGUGAUUGUUCAAAUAUACGGUGCCUGUACAAUGCCACCUGUCAAAAUGGCCGCUGCAUUUGUCGCGAAGAUUGCCCAAAUCAUUACGACCCCGUUUGUGGCUCAGAUGGAGAGACCUAUGAUAACGAAUGUGAGAUGAAUCGGGAAGCAUGUAUUACCAACACUGAGAUAAGCAUAGACCAUCAGGGUGUUUGUGAUGAGCUGUCUGGGUCAGGUUCAGGAGAAACAGUAUGUGAAGAAACUACAUGUCGCUUUGGUGGAGUUUGUGACUUUGACGCAGAAGGAAAUGGAUGUGUCUGUAAAACAGAUUGCCCGGCCAUUGGGUCGCCAGUUUGUGGCAAUGACGGCAAGCGGUACAUGAGUAAAUGUCACUUGGAAGUCGCCAUGUGUAAACGCCAGAGAGAGAUCAAAGAAGUACCAUGCCCUCCUUCGAUUGCCUGUGAUGGAGAGACGCCGUUGGUCAACCCAAGAACUGGCAAAGACUAUGACUGCAGCAUUGACAGUCUUGAUGACCCUUGUCCAGCUAACAGUUACUGCCACAAGGGACCAAAGUUUGCCAAAUGUUGUUUGGAAGUUACAAAGCCUAUUCCUAUUCCUUGUGCGGAGAGUAAAUAUGGCUGCUGUCCUGACGGAAAGACGUCUUCUCCUGGUCCCAAUGGAGCCGGAUGUCCUAGUAGCUGUGAGUGUAACCCUUUUGGUUCAUUCGGAAAGACAUGUGACCCCACUUCAAAACAAUGCUCGUGCAAGCCCGGCGUAAGUGGACUGCAUUGUGAUCGUUGCGAAAUCGGUUAUUGGGGAUUUCGUAAAAUUACAACUGAUGGUAACAGUGGCUGCAUUCCAUGCAACUGUAAUCGGUAUGGGACGGAGCGGGAUGACUGUGAGCAGACAAAGGGACGUUGUUUAUGUAAGCAAAUUCCCGGCGGGGUGACGGGUGACAAGUGCGACAGGUGUCUUUCAGGCAAACCUCCGGGACCUAAUGGAUGUGACACACCUGGUCCAACUAGUUGUGAGAGCUUGUCUUGCAACUUUAGUGCCACCUGUGAAGUUGUUGAUGGACAAGCAGAAUGUAGGUGUAAAAUGGACUGUACGGGUGCAACACCUGGUAAAGUUUGUGGCUCUGAUGGCAGACAAUACCCUGAUGAGUGUACGCUGAGAGAGUUCCAAUGUCGAGAGCAGAAAGAAAUUAGAAUUUUGAAGAAAGGAAGUUGUGCAGGUAUUUCACCACUAGAGAGCAGCACAACUGGUCCCCCACCAAAUGGCUCUUCAAGAAAAACCACACGCCAUCUUGCUGAUUCUAGUCCGCCUGAACCAACACAAAAACCACCUGAAGAAGAAGAAGACCAGAAAUUUGGCGGUUCAUUGUCAGAUCAACCUUUUUACGGUAGGAUAGGGGACGUGUGCCAGACUGAUGAAGAGUGUUCUGUUGCCCACAGUCACUGCGAACGCAGCUUCUGUGUAUGUGACCAAGAUUUCGUUCCUUCUGAAUUCAACAGUCUGUGCAUAGCCAAUCCAUCAGGCAUCAGCACCCCUUCAUUCAGUGGUCAGUCUUGGCUUCAGUUUAGAAUGCUGACCGGUGUGGAUAAAUUUAAUAGGAUAGAGAUUACCUUUAAGACCCACAAUAAGGAUGGCAUCUUGCUGUACAAUAGCCAGUUUGUGGAGGGGCGAGGGGACUUCAUCUCACUGGCUAUUGUCAAUGGUUAUGUAGAGUAUAGGUAUGACCUUGGCAGUGGCCCAGCUCUGAUAAGAAGUACCAAGCCCAUCCAACUCAACAGACAACAUCAUGUGAUGGUCAACAGAUCUGGUAGCCGGGGUGCACUACAAGUGGACAAUGGAGAGGAGGUCCUGGGCAGUUCACAGGGGAAUCUGCGGUCACUGAACCUUGACCAGCCACUCUAUGUUGGUGGGAUUCCAGACAUGACCAAUGAUAUGGUGACAGAGAUUGGCACAGGCCAUGGCCUAGUUGGCUGUGUGUUUGCUUUAACAGUAUCUAAAUCAGAUGGCAAUUCAAUCGCUACCCGAGCGUACACGCUGGACUUACCACAAUCGGGCGAUAUCGUGUCUCACCAUGGAAUUGGUGAAUGCAGGGACAAUCCUUGCAGAAGUCUUCCAUGCCAAAAUGGUGGCUCUUGUUACUUCCGCGAUGAAGAAAACUUCCUGUGUGUUUGCCGACCAGGGUUUAAAGGGCCACAGUGUGCAGAGGGGAGGGACCCGUGCUCUUCAAACCCCUGUGAAGGUGGCUCCACCUGUCAGGUGGUGUCAGAUAAUGAGGUCAAAUGCAACUGUCCCAGUGGGAGGAGUGGCCAGUAUUGUGAAAAUUUACUUGUAUCACCAACAACCUUGCCACUCUAUACUAUCCCUGAUUUCAAUGGAAAUUCUUACAUAGAAAGGGAAUUCAAUGAUAAUGUCCUUAGGGCAAUAGCCUUUGAAGUCUGGUUUUUACCCACCAAAGGAAAUGGCAUGAUCUUAUACUGUGGCCAGAGAGCUAAUGGGAAAGGGGACUUCAUUUCUUUAAACCUUAAAAAUGGCUUCCUGGAAUUCAAGUUUGAUCUUGGUGGAGGCCCGGCCUAUAUAAAAUCACCCAAACGCAUUGCUCUGAAUGUGUGGCACAGAGUGACGGUAGAGAGGAGAAAUCGUCAAGGCAACAUGAUUAUAAAUGGCACUUCUGUCAGUCAGUCAGGGCAAUCCAAGGGAACUUUGAAAGAUCUUAAUCUUGGGCAGCCACUUUAUAUAGGUGGUUUUAAAGACAAAAGCUCCAUCAACCCAGACUCCGGUAUUAAGUCCGGUUUCCAUGGUGCUAUACAGAGACUGUACAUAAAUGGGCGCAUGUAUGAUAAUUUACUGGCUGGCGCAGUAGCCAAUGAACAUAUGGGUAUAUAUCAGGGGCCACCCUGUACCAGCAACCCUUGUCAAAAUGGCGGCUAUUGUAAGCCAAAAUUAGCGGAAUACGAGUGUAAAUGUAGAAUAGGAUAUGCUGGGGAACAUUGUCAGAGAGAAACUGACAUCGACAAAAACAGUCCCGUUCAAUUUGACGGGUCAACUUUUCUACAGUAUGAUAACCAAGCUGUAAGGAACCCACUCAAGAACAAGACCCUAGACAAGACAGCGAUACAACGCAGUCAAAGGCAAAAUAGAUACCUUAUCCGACUUAGAACGACGGAAAAGAACGGCCUUGUUUUAAUAGUUCACAAAAGUCCUACCAUUAGAGGAGAUUACCUGGCCCUAGCUAUAGUGAAUGGUCACGUAGAGUUUAGCUACAAUCUAGGAAAACAAUCACCCACUGACAUCCAUAAAAUAAGAUCUGCAGUGCGAGUAGAUGAUGGCGACUGGCAUACAAUAAUAGCUGAGAGGGAUAAGAGGAAAGGAGUGUUAACUGUUGAUGGAAAUCGGCCAAUAACCAAGGUGUCUAGGCAAGGGGCAACUCAACUGGACACUGAUGGUCAGCUGUGGAUAGGUGGCAAACGCAUGCCCCCAGAUGGCCUUCCAAGAGCAUACUAUAAAGGUUUCCAGGGCUGUAUCCAAUACGUAACACUGGACAAAGAAGAGUUACAUUUAGUUGACCACCGGAAAGGACGAAGUUCUAUAAAAUUUUGCAAAACAUAGUGUAAAUUCAGUUAAUAUUAUAUGUAUAUAUGUGCAUUUAUGUAACGAAUUUAACCCAGUUUGGAUGGCCAGUACCAUGUAACAGCAUCGUGUUUUUUUUUUUUUCUCCACUCCAGGGUGAUGAUAAGCAGCAUUCAAUAUUAUAUGGCCCACAUUCCCAGUUUUGUAACCUAAUUCCUACACGUCUUAUUAAACAUUUGGAAAUUUCUCUGCCAAAAGUGACUGCAUUUUACUGUACACAAUUACAGCAUGCUGUUGUGGUACAAACAUCUCAUUGAUCAUUGUGUAUAAAUGACAGCAUUUAAUAGUUCACGUAUGUACGGUUUGUCUGUAAGGCAAUCUAUUUUUAAUGCAAUGGCAUCCUGCCAUACCAUCUCACCUAACAGAACUGAGGCUCUAGCAUUGUGUUAUCCCACCAAUAUGAAGUAUUACUUCUGAAGUACCUUUUUACACACAACGCAUGAAGUCAAUAUGUAUCUAGGGAUAACCAUGCAAUUUUUUUAAGGAAUAAUUGUUUUAGCAUAUUGAGAGCUGUAAGACACAUAUAACAACUUAUCACAGCAGUGUACAUACUAUAAGCCUUUUAAAGCGUAAAAACUUUGCUUUUUCCGUUCCUCGGUACGUGUCGUGUUAUAAAUUUUAAAAUGCCAAAAGUGUUCUGAAUGACAUGAUCAUAUGCUCAAUGACUGGACAGAUUUAAUGUGCAAAUAUAUACAUUAAUGCAUAAUUGAAAAUCUGUGUAAUUUUCAAGUUUCCCAAGAACCUUUAUGCAUGCCAAUAUUUGGGGAGGGGGGGAGAUUGGGGUCUCUCCAUGUCAAAAAUUGGGACACAAAGCAGUUUGAGAUAUAUAUUGCUGUAUAAGUAACACAAUUUGUAAGUAUUGGUACUGGUACAUUGUGAUUAGAAUGGAGCAUAUUGUAGUGGAUUUUUGCUUUAUAAGCCCCAGUUAAGAAAUAAAAAUUACGGUUUGCCAACAUAUUUUGUCCUCUGAUCAAGAUAAUUCUUUGCUGAUCAAUUGUCCCACAAGGUUUUUUAAUUUUCAAGUAAAAACCUGGAGAUUUAAAACUUGAUUUACACGAGAGAAUUACUCGAAUUCCCUCAAAAAAUCACAAAAGUAGAUUACUUGAAUCCUUUUCUGUAAUUGAUACUUUAAAAUGAACAAGCUCUAAACCAGUACCUUGAUGUCAACAUAAAAGUUAAAAUAUGUAAAUUAUAUGUUAAAAUCAUGAUAUAGGUUUAUCAGGUAAAACUCUUUGGUGCUGUUUGUAGCUAAAUGUUCACUGUUUAAUUUUUUUUUCUUUUGCAUAUUGUGCAUCAUGAAUGGAUUGUCACUGGCAUAGGUGUAAAAUAUAUACAAUUCUUGUGAAGAUAAGAAUAAGUGGUACAUUAUGCUGAAGAAUAGUAUAGGCCUGGGGUAGUGGGGACUAGAUUUACCACAUUGCAUAUGACGAAUUUGUAAUAGUCUUGCAAAUACUGUAAAGGAAUCAUUUAAUGGAGUAUUUGACUGUAUGGAAUGUGCUGAUUCAUUAGUGGUUAUCUCAAACAUCUUGACAUGUAAUGGCAGCUGAGAAUUGGUCCCUGAUAUGUGCCCCCAUAAGACGAAUUUAAAAUAUUGCAAUUUCCUAUAAAAAUGUCAGCUCUUUUAUUGUUUGGCACUUGUUGCCGAGAUUAGUUGUGCUUAUUUCUCACCUAACGCAAUGAGUAAAGUGGGGCCCCUCGCUAGUGACAAUGGCAACCACUUUUUGUACGAUACCAUAUAGAUAUAAACUAUAUAGCUAACAAGGUAAUGUGUUACUCAAAACUUAAGUAUUAAGAUGCACUUGAAUAGCUAAUGACGGUAAUAGUCUACUUAGUUUUUGUAUAUUGAGAUACAGAAUAUGAAAUAUUCCUCAUGAAGUAAUUGCACAGUAAAAUGAUAUUUAUUUAAACUAAAAAUGAUGAAUGUAUUGAUAUGUUUACUUAUUUUGUACAUUAACACAUUGUAAUCGUAUACGUAAUAUUUUGCUAUGUAGCUGUAUGCUUGAUGUAUAUCACUUUUGAAAAAAAAACUCUCUAUUCCCCUGUACAAUGUUAUCUAAACUCCGUUGUAUGGUAAAAUGUUAUACAAAGCUUGCCUAUUUUAUAGAAUACUUUUCUCCUUGUAGUAAAAUACUGCUUUUAGAAACAUUUAUUUUCACGAUUUUAAUGCCACAUUUGUGCCGGGAUUUGUACGUAAUGGGCAGUUUCAUUUAGAAUCCGUACACGCAUGCCAUAUGUGCUGGCAAAUUCUCUUACAAUGAUAAAUGUUUUAUCCAUAGGGUUUACAUGUAAUAUCCAUACCCAUGUGUGUUGCUUGAUACGCGCACUGUAUAUGUUAACUUGCGUGUACGUGUUGAAUUCAUCGUUUCACUCAUAAUGGUUUAAAUAAAAU
Lingula anatina is the source of this 8241-nucleotide messenger RNA. RefSeq names its product agrin. Gene Ontology annotation, biological process: receptor clustering; multicellular organism development; cell differentiation. Gene Ontology annotation, cellular component: extracellular region. The record is from RefSeq and is a predicted model, not a curated record. NCBI's taxonomy places the organism in Eukaryota, Metazoa, Brachiopoda, Lingulata, Lingulida, Lingulidae. Gene Ontology annotation, molecular function: laminin binding; calcium ion binding.